Molecule: messenger RNA, 966 nt
Organism: Penicillium roqueforti
Lineage: Eukaryota; Fungi; Ascomycota; Eurotiomycetes; Eurotiales; Aspergillaceae
Exons: 2
Coding region: 1-966 (321 amino acids)
Source: RefSeq, a predicted model, not a curated record
AUGUCUGGAUGGGUGAUAGCUGCUAUGGACGCACUCAACUAUGUGGGUGCAGUAAGCUUCACACCCGAAAGCGAUAUCCCAGAUCUGACCGGGAAGGUCAUCUUGGUCACAGGCGGAAAUGCAGGUUUGGGCAAAGAAACAGUCCUCCAGCUGGCCAAGCACAAUCCGAAGAAGAUCUUCCUCGGCGCGCGUUCGAAAGUCAAGGCAGAAGAAGCCAUCAAGUCGGUUAAAUCAUCCGUUCCAAAUGAUGUCGAGAUUAGCUGGAUACCGUUGGACUUGAUGUCAAGUAAAUCGAUCAAGAACGCAGCGGAACAAGUCAACGCCCAGUCGACCCGUCUCGACGUCCUAAUCCUCAAUGCUGGCGUGAUGGCUCUGCCUCCCGGUGAGACGGAAAUGGGCCAUGAAAUCCAGCUUGGCACUAACCAUACCGGGCACUUCUAUCUCACCAAAUUGCUGCUGCCGACACUGCUCAAAACGGCCGAGGAGCCUGGCUCGGACGUCCGCGUCGUGUCGCUCACUUCCGUGGGGCAUAAUUUCGCGCCGGCAUUUGAGAAAAUCCUGGACCAAGAGAAGCUCAAGAAGGUCAACACAAGUUCCCGGUACGGAGCGUCGAAGGCUGCCAAUAUUCUCUUCGCUGCGGAACUCAGCAGGCGGUAUCCGUCGAUAACGUCGGUGUCGGUUCAUCCAGGUAUUAUCAUAACGAAUUUGUAUGACGCUCUGAAUUCGUCUUCUAUAUUUGCUGCUUUGGGUACCAAGUUUUUGCGUUUGUUUGGUUCCACAGUGCAACAGGGCGCGUGUAACUCGCUGUGGGCUGCUGUUGGUGCGAAGAAGGAGGAGCUCACUAAUGGAGGAUAUUAUGUGCCUGUUGGAAUUUUGAAACGUCGAAACAUUUGGGCGUGCAAUGAGGAUAUGGGGAAGCGCUUAUGGGAUUGGACUGAGUUGGAGCUCACCAAGGCCAAUCUGUGA